Penicillium mononematosum is the source of this 1308-nucleotide messenger RNA. RefSeq lists its product as uncharacterized. Gene Ontology annotation, cellular component: Golgi membrane; endoplasmic reticulum membrane. The coding region runs from base 1 to 1308 and encodes 435 amino acids. Lineage: Eukaryota; Fungi; Ascomycota; Eurotiomycetes; Eurotiales; Aspergillaceae. The transcript is spliced from 4 exons. The record is from RefSeq and is a predicted model, not a curated record. Gene Ontology annotation, biological process: transmembrane transport. Gene Ontology annotation, molecular function: UDP-N-acetylglucosamine transmembrane transporter activity.
AUGUUAAAUGAUCAUGAACCCUCGAGACGAGGACAUGAUGGCUCUUACCUGACCAAUCGCACUCGAGUCUCUGUGAACACAUCUGGAAAUACGAACUUCGCUUCGACGUCUCGAUCUCGAAAAUCUGAUGAGCCUAACUAUGUUCAAUUCAAGAAAGAUGCUCCGGGCCUCGUUGCUGCUGCCGCACAUGCGGCGGUCCCUAGCUGGACAAGCAUGGCUCUAAUGGUCUCUCUUAUCUUCGGCGGCUGCUGUGCCAAUGUCUUCGCGCUAGAGGCAAUUAUCAAAGAACAGCCUACCGCCGGUCCCUUGAUCACAUUUGCCCAAUUCGUUCUCUGUGCGCUAUUCACCAUCCCAAGCUUCCUAUCCCCCUCAGCCGGAGCACGAGCCCUAUUCCUGAACCGCCGCGCCAUCCCACUACGCUCGUGGGUGGUAUACACCGCUUAUUUUGUGAGCGUCAACCUCCUCAACAACUGGGCCUUCGCAUAUAAGAUCUCUGUUCCGCUACACAUAAUCCUCCGAUCUGCAGGCCCCGUUGCCUCGAUGGUAAUCGGCUACCUAUACAACGGCAAACGCUAUUCCCGUGGCCAGAUCGCCUCCGUAGGGAUGCUGACGGUGGGCGUGGCGGCAGCCGCCAUUGCCGACGCCCAAUCCAAAGGCGUGUCUAUCCACAUCGACUCGGAUGCGGCGGACGCAGCCACGACGGUUACGGGCUUUACGAUCCUCGCACUCGCGAUGGUCCUCUCUGCAUUCCAGGGGAUUUAUGCUGACCGGCUGUACGCGACUUACGGUAGGGAUCAUUGGAAAGAAGCGCUUUUCUACUCCCAUGCGCUGUCUCUGCCGCUUUUCUUGACGAGUUGUCCGCAGUUACUGGGCCAAUGGCGGGUGGUGGCUUCGUCGCCUUCUUUGCUAUGGCAUUUGGAUUCCGAGUGGUGGGUGUCGUCCAAUGCGCUUGGGAGUACUGCUUUUUCAGUGCUGGGGCGGAUUUGCCAGAUUGAAGCCGUGAAGGCUCUCCUGGCGCAUCUGCCGGUUCAGGUUGCCUACCUGGCGAUGAAUGCACUGACGCAGUACUUGUGUAUCCGGGGGGUCCAUCUUUUGUCAGCCAAGUCCUCGUCAUUGACUGUUACUAUUUUCUUAAAUGUUCGCAAGUUGGUUUCCCCCUCCUGUCGAUCUACCUCUUCGGGAAUCAUUUGGCUGGGGGUGUCUUGGUCGGCGCAGCUCUGGUGUUCGUCGGCGGUGGUUUGUAUGGCUUUGAGGGUGCGCGCUUACGAAGCGUUGCCAAAAAGGUUCAGUGAGAUGCACAUUAGAUGA